AUGCCUCGUAAUGCGCAUUACGGGAGUCCGGCUACGGCAAACGAAGGCCUUCUACGGGACUUACGCACAUGCCUCUUAAGGCGCAUUACGGGAGUCCGGCUACGGCAAACGAAGGCCUUCGACAAAAUUACGCACUUUACGCACUUACCUUCUAAGGCGCAUUACGGGAUACGGCCCGUCCUCGCCACGGGGGCCACCGGACGAGCCGGUGGGGUCCCCGCGGGGGUUGGGUCGCAGGCCUGGGCACCGGGAACCACUUGGGGCUGGGCACCGUCAGAGCCGGGACAGGGGGCGGAGUUCUCAAGCGAUUUCAGAAGCCAUACGUCUGAGAUCGUCAGGCGUCCAUCGGACGUAGGUGCGGGCGUUCGAGCGAUAUGGGCGUCGCGCCGUCUUUUUAGCUCAUUCCACUGGGACAAAAAUUUGGUUACCGCCAGUCGAGGCGGGGGCGUGUCGAGGCCAGGUUUUACGGGAACAACCAAUAAUAUACGAUCAGAGUGGGAUGGCGACCCCACAAAGACCGGCGCAUUUUGGAAGCGCGGACACCCCCCACAUUUAAUGUCUGCGGAUGACGUCUGGACUCUUAGCCAGCCGAGGGCUAGCACUGGGCAGAAAUCACAUCGUGUCUGUACGGGUCGACCGGCCACACGAUGCUUUGUUUUAAUUGAACAGUCGGAUUCCCCGGUCCGUACCAGUUCCGAGUUGACCGUUCGCUGCCGGACGAACGCCCCCCCACGCCGAGAGACGCUGAGCAACGGGCUUGACGGGAGCGCGAACCGCCUGCGCGCGAACGCAGGGGCUGGAAGCCGUGGCGCUCCACGAAGACCCGGGCGAGGAGCCGUUUUGCUCGCCGGCCGACGCGCCGGUAGCGACGGGGUGGCGCCGCGAGCGGAGACCCGUAGCGCAUGCGACACGCGAAAGAGGACAGAGAAGGGAGCGGAAGACGACGAGCACAGACGACCCGAUAUGAGUCACCGCCAGAUGCACGAACGCGAGCGCCCGUCACACCGACCCGAAAACGCCGAACACCGCCGACCGAGACCGCCUAGCCCGACCCGGCGAACCCCGACCACGACCGCGACGCCGAAGGACCACUACGACACUUUGAACCCGCGCCGCAAAGCGCGAACGGAGCGAACGCUACAGCCCCGUACCGGUUCCUCGCUUCACACGGGCACGGCCCGACCGACCCAGUCCUCGGAGCCAAUCCUUCUUCCGAAGACCUGCGCGGAUGGUGGGUACGGACCGACUCGAGCUGCGAAAACCGGACCCGGAUUUUCCAGGGCCGCCAGCGACCGGACGCCGCCCGAGCCGCGGCGCUCUACAGGUAGGUUUUCCGUAUCUCCGGACGAGCCGAUUCCACGGACACGGUCCUUUACGAAGAAGAACUCUUCCGGGGCUCUCGGCGACGUCUCCGGGCUCGCUUGCGUCACCGCGGUUUCGCCCGAAGCGACGAGACGCCACCGACAUCGCUGCCAGCAGCGCCGCCGAGAGGCACUCUCCCCCACCGGGUUCGGGAAUAUUAACCCGAUUCCCUUUCGACGGAAGGCCGGCCGUUCGUCAUUCGCGGCGUUUUGUUUGAGGACAACAAAGAGACUUACGGAUCCGGCGCCUUUCCCCGGAAGACUUUCGCCUGCGUCUCAUUCGAUUAUUUGCUACUACCACCAAGAUCUGCACCCGCGGUCGGCUCCACCGGGCUCGCGCCCUAGGCUUCCGUGCUCACCGCGGCGCCCUCCUACUCGUCGCGGCAUCGGUCAGGCGCGCGCAUCGUUUUCGUCAGCGCAAGCGCUCCUCGCCGCGACGGUCCGGCAUCGGUCCGUCGCUCCAGCGCCAUCCAUUUUCGGGGCCGCGGAUUCCGACUUCCGUGGCCACCGUCCUGCUGUCUAUAUCGACCGACACCCUUUCGGGGAUCUCAUGGGCGUCGCGUUAGGCACCUUAGCCGGACGUUUGGUUCAUCCCACAGCGCCAGUUCUGCUUACCAAAAGUGGCCCACUUGGCACUCGCAUUCGUUUCUGCCGCCGUCGAGACGACGAAGGCGGCAGAGAAGUGGGACGGCUCCGUAUUCGGGAGAGUCGACCCGUUCCACCCGUUCCGAGUUCGAGAGUAGGUCGAGGCCGUGAACGUCCCCGGGGCCUCCAGUCGUUCGCUUUACCGGAUGGAAUUGCGAAGAUCGAACGCCAGCUAUCCUGA
This is a messenger RNA of Acanthosepion pharaonis, 2187 nucleotides long. The record is from the annotation of a GenBank genome assembly. Lineage: Eukaryota; Metazoa; Mollusca; Cephalopoda; Sepiida; Sepiidae.